This is a messenger RNA of Melanotaenia boesemani (Boeseman's rainbowfish), 2379 nucleotides long. It is a transcript of the gene sacm1la, whose product is annotated as SAC1 like phosphatidylinositide phosphatase a. Bases 76 to 1836 code for a protein of 586 amino acids. The transcript has 20 exons. Gene Ontology annotation, molecular function: phosphatidylinositol-4-phosphate phosphatase activity. Lineage: Eukaryota; Metazoa; Chordata; Actinopteri; Atheriniformes; Melanotaeniidae. Gene Ontology annotation, cellular component: endoplasmic reticulum. The record is from RefSeq and is a predicted model, not a curated record. Gene Ontology annotation, biological process: phosphatidylinositol dephosphorylation.
CUAUUUUCCUCAACUGGCAACACACAGACGUCCCUCUGUCACUGCUGACGUCACUGUCAGCUAAACGGAAGAAAAAUGGCGACUGUCUACGAGAGGUACAAUCUGCACACAACUCCUGAGAAGUUCUUCAUCGAGGCCUGCGAUGAGGGGGCUGAUGCUGUGCUGGCCAUCGACAGGGUUUCCAAUGAGAUGACCCUCACAGGUAAGAAGGAAGUUCCUCCGUCGGCAGUCACCAGGCCCAUCUGUGGCAUCAUGGGAACUAUUCGCCUGGUUGCAGGGAUGUACCUGAUCGUCAUCACCAGGAAGAGGAAUGUUGGAAGCCUCCUGGGCCACGCCGUGUGGAAGGCUGUCGACUUUGACGUGAUCUCUUAUAAGAAGACUGUGCUCCAUCUGUCAGAGAUCCAGUCUCAGGAAAAUAAGACCUUCCUGUCCAUGAUCAACCACGUGCUGACCACAGACGGCUUCUACUUCUGCACGGACUUCGACCUGACACACACGCUGCAGCGACUGGCCAACACCAGCCCCGACUUCCAGGAGAUGAGUCUACUGGAGAGGGCAGAUCAGAGGUUUGUGUGGAAUGGGAACCUCCUGAGGGAACUGGCUGGACAGCCAGAGCUUCAUAAGUUUGCGCUGCCAGUCGUUCAUGGAUUCAUCGUCAUGAAGCCAUGUCGGAUAAACGGGAAGAUCUUUGAGUGGAUCCUGAUCUCCAGGAGGAGCUGCUUCCGGGCCGGUGUCAGAUAUUACGUAAGAGGCAUCGACUCUGAAGGCCAUGCUGCCAACUUUGUGGAGACUGAGCAGAUCGUUCUGUAUGAGGGAGCAAAGGCUUCGUUUGUACAGACACGAGGCUCGAUGCCAUUUUACUGGAGUCAGAGGCCCAACCUGAAGUACAAGCCUAAACCCAUCAUCAGCAAGACAAUGAACCAUAUGGAUGGUUGCCAGCGACAUUUUGACUCUCAGGUCCUCAUCUAUGGAAAACAAACGAUCCUGAACCUGGUGAAUCAGAAGGGCUCAGAGAAGCCUUUGGAGCAGACCUUUGCCAGGAUGGUGUCAGACACCUACAACCAUAUGCUCAGUUACAUGGCUUUCGACUUUCACAAAGAGUGCAGCAAUAUGAGGUGGGACCGCCUGCAGAUCUUGGUGGAUGCUCUCACAGAGACUCAGGAUGAAUACGGUUACUUCAUGGUGACUGCUGAGGGGAAGAUACUGACCCAGCAGAGUGGCGUCUUUCGCAGUAACUGCAUGGACUGCCUGGACCGGACCAACGUCAUUCAGAGCCUGCUGGCCCGCCGCUCGCUGCAGUCUCAGCUUCAGAGGAUGGGGAUCCUGAAUGUGGGUCAGCGCAUUGAAGAGCAGGCUGAGUUUGAAAAGAUCUACAAAAACGCAUGGGCUGACAAUGCCAAUGCAUGUGCUGUACAGUAUGCUGGAACUGGAGCCUUAAAAACAGACUUCACAAGGACAGGGAAGAGGACCAGGUGGGGGCUGCUCAUGGAUGGGUGGAACUCCAUGAUUCGUUACUACAAAAACAACUUCUCUGAUGGGUUCAGACAGGACUCCAUUGACCUCUUCUUGGGUAACUUUGCUGUUGAUGACUCGGAUGGACCGACUCCUCUCCGUGUACAGAAGGACUGGAAGUUCCUGACACUGCCCAUCGUCAUGCUGGUUGCAUUUUCCAUGUGCAUCGUCAGUCUUCUCAUGGCUGGGGACACGUGGACGGAGACCCUGGCCUAUGUGGUGUUCUGGGGGGCCGCCAGCGCCAUCACAGCCACCAUCAUCCUAUUUAAUGGCCAAGACUUUGUGGAUGCUCCUAAACUGGUUCACAAGGAGAAGAUGGACUGAGUGUGGGUGUAGUUCAUGUCCUCUGUCCUCCUGCAGGUCUGCUCAGCACCAGCCUGCUGCCUCUCUGUAUAACUGAACUCUGUUUUUAAUGUCCAUCUCCUCCAAACACACCUGUGUGCCCUGCGUCAUGCUGAUGGGCCUUUAUUACUGCUCUGACUAGGUGGUGUCCGUUUACUCUAAAAGCAUCAUUUCUCUACAUUUACACUAAUGUUUGUUUACCUUGGAUGAGACAUUUCUCUGUUGAUUUGUUAAUGAAAUCAUGUCAGCCCUGAACAGUAUCCUGGAGAUGCGGGGUAUUUGGAAAUAUUUGUUGUAUGUCAUUAAGAAGAAUACUGUAAACAGUCUGCACAUACAGAGUUUGAAUGUAAUGAGCUUUAAAAUCCUGUGUAUGGAAUAUAAAUAUGUGGCUAAUCUGUAUUCUGAGUGAACAAUGUCUUCCUAAUAAGCUAAUUUUGGAGAAUAUGGAUGAUGUCUAUGUCUGAUCGAAGUUUUCCCCACCAUCUUAAUUUGCACUUUGAAUAAGCAUAAAACGUGCCACCUGUA